Nycticebus coucang (slow loris) is the source of this 633-nucleotide messenger RNA. RefSeq lists its product as uncharacterized. The transcript has 3 exons. The coding region runs from base 1 to 633 and encodes 210 amino acids. NCBI's taxonomy places the organism in Eukaryota, Metazoa, Chordata, Mammalia, Primates, Lorisidae. The record is from RefSeq and is a predicted model, not a curated record.
AUGGGCAGAAGCCGUCCCGGUGGAGAGGAAAGGCGGCUGGCCAGGCGUGCUGCAGCGAGCGAGGAGGAGCAAAGGGGACCGCGGGGCGGCUCCGCCUCCUCAUGGCAAAAUCCCCGCCCCGCGCCAGCCGCUUCCCUCAAGCCAGAACCGCGCUCUCAGGCCGGAAUCCGAGCCCACCCGUGGUCCCUCUGCCGCGACCUCCCCCGAGAGCUGCCGGUGGCUGGAGGACUUCUGUGGAGCCCGGGCCCCAGACCCCCGGGCAAGACUCGCAUGGACAGGGUGGGUCAGCGCCCUGCCCUAACUUUUAUCCUGGAUAAGGCUCUCCUAGAGAGUGCCAGGAACACCUGCUUCAUUCCUGUAAUCACUUGGGAGGCUGAGGCAAGAGGAUUGCUUGAGACCAGGAGUUUAAAACAAGCCAGAGCUACAGAGCAAGACCCCGUAUCUACAAAAAUCAGAGGGAAUUUAGGAAAGGCCAUGUUCACAGGGCCUGUGGAAGACUCAGGUGAGACUCCUCAAGACCAGAUUUUGCCCAAAGGUUUUGAUACUCCUAGGUCCUACCUUGCCAGCAUGGGCAGAGGGAAUCCACAGUUUAUCACUGUCACCUGGCUUGGGGAAGUCACAGACCUGUUCUGA